Prorocentrum cordatum is the source of this 1088-nucleotide messenger RNA. The record is from the annotation of a GenBank genome assembly. Lineage: Eukaryota; Dinophyceae; Prorocentrales; Prorocentraceae.
UGCCGAGACUACCGCGCGCCUAAUGGAGAGCGCGCUGUCUCCGUGCCGCGCCGCGUCAAGAAGAAGGCCAAGGGCAAGCUCCAGAAGGCUCACGCUGAUGGCGACGAGGGGCGCGGUGACGCCAUGGAAGAAAGCGACGAGGAGCACGACCGCGACGCCUACGUUCAGCGAUUGGCAGGCGACCUCGUCUCCAAGAAAAUGGCCGAGCACAGGGAUGAGCUCAUCAAGGACCUCACGGGUGUGGUCUCCUCGACCGUCUCCGAGCAGGUGCAGAGCUUCGCUUCUCAGUUUAAUGAGCAUGCUGCUUUUGCUAGCAAGCUCGCGGAAGGAGUCCAGAUGCUGCCUCAGCUGGUCCGCGACGCCUCCGAGCAGUUCUGCUCCGACAAGCUCGACCAGUUCCAACGCAAGUUCCAGGCUCAGCCCGAUGGACACACUAUUCGACUAUGCGCUUCUGAACGACGCCUGGAUGAACACGAUGCCGCUCUGCAAAUUCUCAAAGAACAGAUUGAAGAGCUCCGCGGUGCAUUGGCGCUUGCCGACAAGGCGCCGAAGCCUCCGCCUGCCAGUGCCGCGGGCUUUGAGCGCUCCGUCGACGCCACCAUCAUUCGCGCCAUGGCCUCCAAGUUGGUCGAGCUGGACAAGGUCAAGCAGGCUCUCACGGACUGGGUUGCCACGGUGGGAGUGGAGGCCAAGCACUUCGAUAUCACCUCCGAGGAGAGCGUCGCCCGCCAGUUCACGAUCCAGUUCACAGGCGCUGGUGGCCCAGCCGCUCGUAGGGUCGCCAAGGUCUUGGGCGCCCAACGUAUCUCAGCUGGCAAUUGGAAGCGUUUCGAGGUGGUGGCCACUGAUAACUUGCCAGCCACGCUCCACACCGGCGCUGACAAGAACCCGAGGCAGAUCAAGCUCGAGAUCCAGGGGCGCAGGAUCCGUGGGGCUUUCGCUGACAUCGUCAGCGACAAGAAGUGGUUCUUCGACCGCGACAGGGGCUACAUCAUGGCAGGCUGGGACCCUGUCCUGCGCAUCUCGCCCAACCCUGGCAACAUCUCCUCCGAGGUCGCCUGGGCUGACAACUCGGCGCAGAAGCUCGG